UACUGAUUGCAUUAAGUUUGAUAAUCAUGGUUUAUUGCCUUCGGUUUUUUCCUUGAAAGUUCUAUCUAAAUGGAGAGAAAUCUAGGAAACGGCAUGAUGGAUCAACAGAAGAACUAUGAGCGAAAUCGAUACACUAAUAUUGAAGCUGGGUAUGGAACUCUUGAGGCUGCAAACCAAAGAUUUUUUCAUGAUCCAUCUGGUAAUAUAAAUACUAACAGCAGACCUCCCGAUUAUAAUAUGUCUGCGGGAGCUAGACCAGUUUUGAAUUACUCCAUUCAAACAGGUGAGGAGUUUGCUCUGGAAUUUAUGCGGGAAAGGGUGAAUCCCGGGCAGCGUUUUGUUCAGAAUGCUUAUGGUGAUCCUAACAGUGGACCUCUUUAUAUGGAUCUAAAAGGCAUUCUGGGAAUUUCUCAUACAGGUUCAGAAAAUGGCUAUGAUAUCUCUAUGGUUUACACAGCAGACAAACCCUGUCCCCAGGAGCUCGAGAGAAAGACCCCUUCUGUGCAUGAAGACAAGAGCUACUAUGAUUCCAUGCGAUCAAUUUCUCAAUCUUCUUCAAGAAAUGACAUUAGUCAGGGGCAUCAAGAUUAUGCAUCCAGAAUUGCUUCACUCAGCUCAUCAAUUAAGGUGAAGUUCCUAUGCAGCUUUGGUGGCAAAAUUUUACCACGUCCACGUGAUGGGAAACUUAGGUAUGUUGGGGGAGAAACGCGCAUGAUUCGAUUAAGCAGGGAUAUUUCCUUUCAAGAGCUUGUUCAAAAAAUGUCAGUAAUUUACAACCAAACCCAUACAAUAAAGUAUCAGUUGCCUGGGGAGGAUCUUGAUGCAUUGGUUUCUGUAUCUUGUGAUGAGGAUCUACAGAACAUGAUGGAGGAAUGUAAUGUGCUAGAAGAUGGAGGACUGCAGAAACCCAGGAUUUUCCUUUUUUCUAGAAGUGAUUUAGAGGAUUCUCCAUAUGGCUUGGGGAGUGUAGAGGGUGAUUCUGAGAUGCAAUAUGUUGUUGCUGUCAAUGGCAUGAACCUAGGAUCUAGAAAAAACUCGAUUGCAGCAAGUGCUUCUGAGAACAAUUUAGAUGAAUUACUUGGUUUGAAUGUUGUAAGGGAGGCUGGUCGGACUGUGACUGAAGCAGCUGCCAGUAGUUCUGCUUCUUUGACAGCUAAUGGGUCAUUGUCAGUAGUACAAUCUUCUAAUGCACCUGCAUCAACAGUCCAAUCUUCUAAUGCUCCUUCAUCAUCAGUCCAACCUUCUCAUGUACCUUCACCAACCCUCCCAUCUUCUCAACCAGUUUCGGUGAGUUCAUCUAGCGCUAAUGAAUCUAGCUCACAACCAUAUUUUGAGCAAAAAAUGCAUCAUGGAGAAGCUAACCAACAGUUGUCUUCCACUCCCCAGAUAGAUGGGAAAUAUGGCCAUGGUUCUCAACCCUCUAAGUAUGCGAUGCCUGGAGAAAAUUUAGUUUCAAAGCCAGUCCAUGGGCAUGUGACCCCCCAGGUGGGUUUAGCUGAUAUGAGCUUUCAUGUGCAAGAUCCAGAAGUAUCUAUUAAAGAGGUGAAACUAAAAAGAGAUAGCUCCACCCCAAAAAUAACCGAACCUGAAAAAUUGCGGCCUCUAGACAAAGUUUCACCGAUAAAAGAGCCAAAAAUGAAAAGAGAUGCAUCCCUCCCUAAGAUAAGUGAAACUGAAAAAGUUCAGGUGUCAGAGAAAGAUUACAGUGUUGCUUCAAAUGCAUAUGACGGUUCUGUUGCAAACCACAUUUCUAGUGAGGAAGCAUCUGUUACUGUUUCAGUGACAGACAUUGGCUCAUAUUCGUUGCCUGCAAAAAAAAUCAAAAAGACCCAGGAAGCUGGGCAGAAUUUAGUGGCCCCUGAAGUUGUAACUGAAGGGAGAAAGAAUGUUGAAGAUGACUUGAGCUGCCUUGAGCCAUCUGUAAUUCCUCAGCGAGUUUUUCAUUCAGAGAGAAUCCCGAGGGAGCAGGCUGAAAUGAACCGUUUAUCGAAGUCUGAUGAUUCUUUUGGAUCUCAGCUUAUAUUGACUCAAGCACAUUCUGAUUCUUCCCAAAUAAUUGGAGAAGCAGUUGAUAGGAUUCAUGAUGGGAAUUUGUCUCCUCAAGCUGAUCAGUCUGUUGCAUCUACAAAUUCAAGAUCUAAAAAUCCUCAAACUGUUAUGGAUGGGCUUGAUGAAUUUGAAAGGUACAAAGGAUUUUCUGAUGAAAUCAUCUCUAAUAUUUCUGAGGACAGACUUGAGUCAACUAAUGAGCAAUCUGAAUUAAAACAAGUCUCGCUUAAGAACACUGCUGAUGAAGAAGCAGCCGGGUUAAAUCAUCCCACAGCAAGUCAAAGAAUAUCUGUAAAGCACCUCGAAGAUCUGUCUUUGAAGCUAUCUGAUUUUGAGCAAAUUGGAAAAGAUGAAAAUAAGAAUACAGGAAAUCAUUCUCAGGGGCAUAACCCGCCUUUGGUAUGGGAAGAGAACCCAAUUAGAACAACUUUCAAUGUACAGCCUACUCCUGUGUGUGCCUCUGAGCAUGGAGACAUAGUUAUUGAUAUUAACGACCGGUUUCCCCAUGACCUUCUGUCUGAUAUAUUCUCAAAAGUAAGAAUGUCCCAGAACCUCUAUGGUAUCAGUCCAUUUCUUGGUGAUGGAGCUGGACUGAGCUUAAACAUGGAGAAUCAUGAACCUAAGCAUUGGUCAUACUUUCGUAAUUUGGCUCAAGAUGAGUUUGUUAGAAAGGAUGUCUCCCUCAUCGAUCAGGAUCAUCUGGGUUUUUCAUCUCAGCUUACAAAUAUUGAAGGUGGGACCCCAAUUGAUUAUAGCUAUCCUCCUUUGACAUGUGCUGGUGCCCUUGCUUUGGCUCAAAUUAAGCCAGACAUCAAUUUUGGUGAGGACAUUAGGCAAGAGACAACUUCUGUUGCUGCUACUAAUAACUUGGAUAUAGGCUCAGAAUACAAGAAGUCUCCACUCAAGGGAGAUGAAAGUGCACAAGUUGGGCAAAACCUCCAAGUACCUGAAUCUGAAUUUGGGGAUGGGAAAUUGGAUUCUCGGAAUUCUGGUGUACCUCUUCUGGAUCCUUCCCUUGGAGAUUUUGAUAGAAGCACAUUGCAGAUCAUUAAAAAUGAAGAUCUGGAAGAGCUAAGGGAGUUGGGUUCAGGUACAUUUGGGACUGUAUAUCAUGGAAAAUGGAGGGGAACAGAUGUUGCCAUCAAGCGGAUAAAAAAAAUCUGUUUCACUGGUCGUUCAUCUGAGCAAGAGAGAUUGACUGUGGAGUUCUGGCGUGAAGCUGACAUCCUUUCAAAGCUUCACCACCCCAAUGUGGUGGCCUUUUAUGGUGUGGUGCAGGAUGGACCUGGAGGAACACUAGCCACUGUCACAGAGUUCAUGGUGAAUGGCUCUCUUAGACAUGUUUUGCUUAGCAAAGAAAGGCAACUUGAUCGUCAUAAGCGGCUCAUUAUUGCCAUGGAUGCAGCGUUUGGGAUGGAAUAUUUACAUUCAAAGAACAUUGUGCAUUUUGAUUUAAAAUGCGACAACUUGCUUGUCAACUUGAAAGAUCCUGUGCGGCCAAUUUGCAAGGUUGGGGACUUCGGGUUGUCAAAGAUAAAAAGGAAUACCUUGGUUACUGGUGGUGUGAGGGGAACUCUACCAUGGAUGGCCCCAGAGCUGUUGAAUGGCAGUAGUAAUAAGGUUUCUGAAAAGGUAGAUGUGUUCUCAUUUGGCAUUGUUUUAUGGGAGAUUCUUACAGGGGAGGAACCUUAUGCUAAUAUGCAUUACGGGGCAAUAAUAGGAGGCAUUGUUAGCAACACACUGAGGCCACCUGUACCAAGCUACUGUGACCCUGAAUGGAAGUUACUAAUGGAGCAGUGUUGGGCUCCGGAUCCUGUCGUUCGACCUUCAUUUACAGAGAUUGCUAGACGCUUACGCAUUAUGUCAUCAGCAUGCCAGGCAAAACCACAGGGUCGCCAGCCGCAGAACCAAGCAUCUAAGUAAAAUGACUCAAUAAUUCCCUAAUUUUGAGGCUAGAUGCACUCAUCAAUUAUUAUGAGUCUGUUUUAUUUUAUAUAUAAACACGUGUGUAUUCUUUUAUAUGAAAAGAAAGGGAGGAGAAACUCCCUUCGAGUUUGAGUGGUGAGAUAUGAUAUUAUUGUGUUUUGUAAGUAAAAGAAGAUAUGUUUAUAUCUAAAGCUAUUAUUAUACGUCACUGUCA
Molecule: messenger RNA, 4189 nt
Organism: Hibiscus syriacus
Lineage: Eukaryota; Viridiplantae; Streptophyta; Magnoliopsida; Malvales; Malvaceae
Exons: 9
Coding region: 70-3972 (1300 amino acids)
Biological process (GO): protein phosphorylation; signal transduction
Cellular component (GO): cytoplasm
Molecular function (GO): protein kinase activity; ATP binding; protein binding
Source: RefSeq, a predicted model, not a curated record